AUGUUCAUGCUACGGAAUGUCAGCAAGUACCUCUUCGGCGACAGCUCCAAAGAGUCCAUCGUCGAGGUCCCCCAGGGCCAGCUCUAUCUCGUGCGCCCGCUUUCCGUCAAAGGCUACUCCGAGCUCAUCUUCAAGGACGCCGCCGCCUCGAUCCGCCGCACCGGCCAAGACUUCCAGUACCAGCUCGUCAUCCAGCGCGCAUACGAAGAGGGCGAGCGCGAGCUGCUCGGCGAGGACGAGGAAGAAGACGGCGCCGCGGAGGGCCUGGGCGCGGAGAAGGACGAGCGCACUUUCCUGCUCGACGAGGCCCUGCGCUUCCGAACCGACGUGAGGCAGACGGGCGAGAAGGUAUUCGCCUGGAAGGACCUCAGCGGCGACGAGGGAGACCUCUGGGAGUUUGUCUGCGACAGCUCCGUCCAAGCCCCGACCAUCGCGACGUUCGAAGUCGUCGCCGUUCAGUGCCAGUACGAGCGCAAGUACCGGAGGAGCCACCAACAAGCCACCGAGCAGGACCUCCAGCAGUUUUCCUUCGAGGAAGAAGCCAUUCCCGACGCGAGCCCGGUGUCCAGCCCCAGGAUACGCUCCCCCCUCGCGUCGCCCGACAUCGCAAGGUCCAGCUUCAGCCUCGACCCGCCGACCACCAUCGACACGAUGGUUUCCAAGCCUGCGCCCCAGCCCGCCACCCCGUCCAAGGCCGCAAAGGCCACCGCCGCCCCCGCGGCCCGCGCGCAGCCCGAGAGUCGCGAGGUGCUCGCGAACGAGACUGCCGAACUGCACCUGUUCGACUUCGAAUCCGGCGCCUUCAUCCUCCAGGACCCCAGCGUCAAGGUCACCGUUUCCGAGAUCGGCAACUGGAAGUACUGGCUGCAGAUCAGCGGCGAAGGAAAGGAAUGGCUCGGCCAGGCCAUCGUGCCGGACAUCAACCCAGUCUUCAAUUUCGAAUACCUCUCAUUCAUCUUCAACCACUACACCGAGGACGGGUCCGCCUACUCCUGGCUCCUUCGCUUCAGGGACAACGAGACGGAGGAGAGGUUCCAGGGCGGCCUCAUGCAGGCCCUGUGGGAGCACCUCAACGAGACCAAAUGGCACAAGGCCAAGGAUGAAGAGCGCGAUUACGUCACGGAUGCCUUCCAAGACUUGACGAUGGAGGACUACGACGAAAAGGCCGAAGAAGAAGAAGACGAAGAGGAGGCGCAACAGUCGGAUGAUGAUGACGAAGACAGCGCGAGGCGCAGCGAGCACUACGACUCGGACGAAGAGCAGGACGACGUCGUCACGAAAGACAGCGACGGCAACAUCAACUCCCAGCUCGCAGUCGGCUACAAGCACGACAGGACGUUCGUCGUGCGCGGCUCCAAGAUUGGCGUUUUCAAGCACACGGAAGACAAUCAGCUGGAGUUUGACACCAGCAUCUCAAAAGUCGAGACCCCGAAGGGCAAGCUCUUCAGUCCCAAGAAGGUCAUGCUCCACAUGGAGGACCGGGACAUGAUCCUGCAGAAUCCCGACAAUCCCAACUCGCUCUACCGCCUGGAUCUCGAGCGGGGUGCGGUCGUGGAUGAGUGGAAGGUGCACGACGACAUUCCCGUCAGCAUUUUCGCGCCGGAAAAGAAAUACUCUCAGAUGACCGGCGAGCAAACCCUCCUGGGCCUGUCGCACAACGCGCUGUACCGCAUAGAUCCCCGUCUGUCGGGCAACAAGUUGGUCGACUCGAAUCUCAAGCAAUACACGGUCAAGAACGACUUCUCGGCCGCGGCCACCACCGAGAAGGGCUACAUCGCCGUGGCAUCCAACAAGGGCGACAUCCGGAUGUUCGACCGUCUCGGUAUCAACGCGAAGACGGCUCUGCCGGCCAUUGGCGAUCCCAUCAUCGGCGUCGAUGUUUCCGCAGACGGUCGUUGGAUCCUCGCGACGACACGCACCUAUCUCCUCCUGAUCGACGCUCUCCAGAAGGAGGGCAAGAACGAGGGAAAGCUUGGGUUCGAAAAGGCGUUCCCCAAGGACACGAAGCCACAGCCGCGCCGGCUGGCGCUGACGCCCAGCCACGUGGCGCAGUUCCAGCACGAGACAAAGGCACCCAUCUCGUUCACGCCGGCCCGGUUCAACACGGGUGUUGACAGCACCGAGACGACCAUCGUCUCGGCCACGGGACCGUUCGUCGUGUCGUGGAGCAUGAAGAAGGUGCUGGCGAACCGCAAGGACCCGUACAGCAUCAAGCGCUACUCGGACGAGGUCAAGGCCGACAACUUCCGAUACGGAUCGGACAAGAACUUGAUCGUGACGCUUCCCAACGAGGUCAACAUGGUGCGCCGGCGCGAGCUUCGGCGGCCGACGCGCGAAAGCAUCGCCAUGCCGUCGCGCAUCGGCACGCCGCGAAAGGGCGGUAGGGGGAGCUAUCUCUCGCGCAACGACAUCGUGAACAGCCCGUAUUAG
Molecule: messenger RNA, 2430 nt
Organism: Lasiodiplodia theobromae
Lineage: Eukaryota; Fungi; Ascomycota; Dothideomycetes; Botryosphaeriales; Botryosphaeriaceae
Product: Vacuolar import and degradation protein
Exons: 3
Coding region: 1-2430 (809 amino acids)
Cellular component (GO): cytoplasm; nucleus
Source: RefSeq, a predicted model, not a curated record